AUUCCAGUUAACAUCGGUGUAGCCGAGAGUAGAACAUGGCAAAGGCUUCUCCUAGCUAAAUUCUCAUGGGAAAUGAUUAGUAAAGUCUGAUGCCUAAAGUUGGUAGACGUCCAAGAAGACUUCACAGCAUGGUAUUUCUGGACAUACUUCAAGAAGAGAAUGAUCCAAACAAGACCAUUUGCUGAUGAAAGAAGAUCAGAUAUCAGGUUUUGCGUAAGGCUAAGAAAUCUAUCCAGAAGCUGGAGCAAACCUUGGGUUCUUUUCUGAAGAUGAAAGAGUCCUUCAGUCUGGAGGAUGGGAACCCGUCCAGCUUGGAGGAAGUCAGGGAGGAAUAUGUCAAGAGGCACUUCAGCAAUCACAGCACUGCAUCAGCCUUGGAAGCUGUGAGUGAGAGUGACUCUACCGUCUGGUGUCUGACUGGAGGAUGUGAAAAACAAACACUGGAAGAGGAUGGGAAGCCAGAAUUGAUCCAGUCUUCAGAGACUUCAUCCCCAGAUCUGGUGGAAUUUGAACGAUACCUGUAUUUUUAUAAGCACACAGUGGACCUGCUGAUAGAGCAUGGAAUUGUUUGCACUGAGGAGGUGCCUCUUCCUGAGGUCUCCACAGCUAUUUCCCACCUCUGGCAAGAGCUUUCUGAAGAAAGGAGAGACAGCAUCUUGCAGUACUGUAGCCAGAGAGAUUUCCUCGUGGAUCCUAAGGCUGCUUGUCAAGAGCCUGCGUGCACUGAAGGUAGUGUGAGGGACAGCCGAGGUAACAGUGAGGAAGCCAGUGGUUCCUCAGUCUCCACACCAGAGGAAGUAAUGUUUGAAGAUGCAUUUGAUGUUGCUGCUGGUUUCCUUGACAGAAGCGAGACUCAGGGAAUGUCUAGCCAGAGUUCAGCAUUUGCAAGCUGCACUUCUGAAAGUCCAGAGGAUCACCAUGGACUCUAUCUGCAGAUCACUGACUUCCUGAAAAGACUUUUCUUUGCUAAUACACAGUUUUGCCAGGAAGAAGAUCUUCAGUUCGAUUAUGAGACUGUGAUGCUGAGGUGCACUGAGACCUUCGAUGAUGAAGAUUUCUAAACAGUAUCUCUGUUUGCUAAUGUUUUGCCAAGCAUUGCUGGGUAUACCAGGCACGUGAAGAGACUGCACCUCUUUCAGUGAAGCCCCUCUCUGAGCAGAGUGUGGAGACACUGUGUUAAAGUGGUUUGUUACCAUUGACUUCCCAUUCCCUCAUCAGUGCUUCUUGAUAUAUCAGUUGAGUAAUUUAUACCUUUAAAAGUUCCAGGUUUUAGAUAUUUAUAAAAUCUUAAGAAAUACUUUUGUCUAUUGCUUUUUAAUGUUUAACCUCACUUCACAAGUAAACUGAGGCAUGUACAGUUAAGUGACCUUGCCUAGCAUAAGCUGUGGAAGAGCUGCAGAGAGGUGACAUCAGUGACAGCCUGCACACCCCCAGAGGAUGCAGGUCUCAAACUGCAGCCUGCAAAAAAUCACAAAAAGUGCCCUGCACCCUGGCAGUGAUUACUUUUCUGGUGCAAUUUUUCAGCUCAGGCUGACAAGGAAAGAGGGAUUUCCUCACAGAGAGUGAGAUGAGUCUCCUCCAUCUCUUGAUGAGGACAGCAGCAGUGGCCACCCACUCCCAAAUUACCCAGAGAAGUGGAGGCACAAUAACACACUUUGGAUUAUUUACUUUUGCACAGUGUGUAAAGCUGAGUGAUCAGCCCUGAGCUCUUCUGCCACAUCUCAUUCUUUGAUGAGUAGUGCUGCUCAGAUAGUGUCUUGGAAUUAAAAAUGCUAUGAAGAUAAAUAAAAUCCUUCACAUCUCAGAGCUAUCA
Aquila chrysaetos chrysaetos is the source of this 1813-nucleotide messenger RNA. It is a transcript of the gene STRA8, whose product is annotated as stimulated by retinoic acid 8. The transcript is spliced from 8 exons. The record is from RefSeq and is a predicted model, not a curated record. NCBI's taxonomy places the organism in Eukaryota, Metazoa, Chordata, Aves, Accipitriformes, Accipitridae. Gene Ontology annotation, biological process: meiotic cell cycle; cellular response to retinoic acid. Bases 270 to 1061 code for a protein of 263 amino acids.